Messenger RNA from Colossoma macropomum (tambaqui), 1335 nucleotides. RefSeq names its product ELOVL fatty acid elongase 1a (gene elovl1a). Bases 330 to 1271 code for a protein of 313 amino acids. The record is from RefSeq and is a predicted model, not a curated record. NCBI's taxonomy places the organism in Eukaryota, Metazoa, Chordata, Actinopteri, Characiformes, Serrasalmidae. Gene Ontology annotation, cellular component: endoplasmic reticulum; endoplasmic reticulum membrane. Gene Ontology annotation, biological process: fatty acid elongation, monounsaturated fatty acid; fatty acid elongation, polyunsaturated fatty acid; sphingolipid biosynthetic process. The transcript is spliced from 8 exons. Gene Ontology annotation, molecular function: fatty acid elongase activity.
ACUGGUGGGUGUAGUCUUUAUACAAAGUGUGGUUAGUGCUCAUGUUUAAAUUGGGAAAUUCAGUCACUCUCUCUGGCCUGUCACUGCUGAGCUAAGCCACUUUAGCUGGGAGCUGCUUUUAAUGAAGGACCGGCUGAUUUGGAGGGAGCUACAAAGCAACAGGAGGAAAAGUCUGAGAAAGCAGCCACUUUAGUCUGGGGGUGGGCCUUCCACUCCUCUGAUUUGGAGUACACUUUGGAGAUUUUGAAAGCUGGAGGGGCUCAGAGGGUGAAGGAUUCGAGAGUGGGCUUCAACAGUUUUAUUGGUCGUCUGAGUUGAAAGAAGAAAGGAUGGGGGAGGUCAUCGCCAACAUCAUGAAGUUAUACGACUAUCUCCUCAAAAGAACAGAUGCCCGAGUGCGGGACUACCCUUUAAUGCAGAGUCCUGUCCAGAUGACCCUGAUUCUGCUGGGUUAUGUGUUUUUUGUACUGUACACUGGGCCGCGUUUCAUGGCCAACCGCAAACCAUACAACCUCCAAACAGCCAUGGUCAUUUACAACUUCUGCAUGGUGUUCUUCAAUGCCUACAUUGUUUAUGAGUUUUUGAUGUCUGGCUGGGGCACAACCUACACCUGGAGAUGCGACCUCAUCGACCCGUCCAGCAGUCCACAGGCCCUCAGAAUGGUUCGGGCGGCCUACAUGUUCUACUUCUCAAAAUACGUUGAACUUCUGGACACUGUGUUUUUUGUGCUGAGGAAGAAGCACAGCCAGGUGACGUUCCUGCACGUCUUUCACCAUUCCUUCAUGCCCUGGUCCUGGUGGUGGGGCAUCACUAUCGCUCCUGCUGGUGGAAUGGGGUGCUUCCAUGCGAUGGUGAACGCUGUGGUCCAUGUCAUCAUGUACACCUACUACGGCCUCUCUGCAGCCGGGCCACGCUUCCAGAAGUAUCUGUGGUGGAAGAAAUACAUGACUGCUAUCCAGUUGACUCAGUUCAUCGUGGUGUCCGUCCACAUCUCUCAGUAUUACUUCAUGGAGAAGUGUGACUACCAGGUGCCCAUCUUCAUCCACCUCAUCUGGAUCUACGGCAUGUUCUUCUUCGUGCUCUUCUCCAACUUCUGGAUCCAGGCUUACGUGAAGGGAAAGAGGCUUCCGGCCUCCAAGGAGCAGAAGCCCAAGCAGAACGGCUUUACUAACGGCGAGGCAGUGGCAGUGGCCAACGGGAAACACAUGGACAAUGGCGCUGUCCACCACAGCAAUGGAUUUGCCGUCAAUGGGAAAGUAAAGGAGGUCUAACACGACCCAAAACGUUCUGCUGAAAGCACCACAGGACUCGUAAACAGUGACACAUGUUCUAAAA